AUGGCCCUUUUACAAUUCAGCCAUUAUUGGAGGAACUUACUAUGGGCAUCUGCUUGGACACUGCAACUCAUACCUAAAACUUCUCUCAGGCUAUCCCUGAAACUUCUCGCUCUUACAGACCAUUAUGAGAACCAUUCCUCAUGGGGAAUGCCUCAUAUUUACACGCGUAUAUAUACAAGUUGUCUCAGAAGUAACGGACACCAUUGUAACAUCUGA
This is a messenger RNA of Cotesia congregata, 216 nucleotides long. NCBI's taxonomy places the organism in Eukaryota, Metazoa, Arthropoda, Insecta, Hymenoptera, Braconidae. The record is from the annotation of a GenBank genome assembly.